CCCCUCUUUACUGAUCUGUCUCUCCGCCUCCUCGCCCUGAACUUUACCAGAAGCGGCUGGGAGUGAGCGGCGCCGGCAGCAGCAGCAAUAGCAGCGAGUACCAGGAUGUGAGUGGAGGAACAUACAGGGAUCACAUGUCUGGGAUGUCACCGCUCUGCUAUGAUGUUCUUCACAGAUUUGCCACCUGUCUCCGUGGUACAGACAGAUUGGCAUCCCUUUGGGACAUCCCGAAACUUCAGACACCCUGUGAACUUCUCUGACUCCGGAGAGGACUUCUCUGUGCAGAGUACUGUCAGUGUGGAUGUGAAAAUGAUCAUCGAAAAUUUGCAGGCUACUGAUUCAGCUUGUGCCAUGAACAGUGAGCCCAGCAGCCAGGCACAAACAAACAUAGCCACAAAACAGCGAAGUGAGGGCAUGUUGGACAGAAGCUCCAUCAGUGUUUUAAAGGGGGCUGCUGUGGAGGAACUGAAGGCUGCUUAUCCAUCCUGCACACUUGGCACAGAGGAAUCCAACUUGGGUCACUGCACUCUGGACUCGGACAGUGACGAGUCUGUUGACCGAGAUAUAGAAGAAGCAAUUCAGGAAUACUUGAAAAAGAAAACAGAAGAUACGUCCUUAACAUCAAAGGCUGCCAAUGACACAAAAGUCCUCCCAGGGACACAUGGAGCCAUUGAGAACUCUGCAGCAAAGGUCAGCAAUGGCAUUUCACAGGGAAGAGAGGGAGUGAACCCCACCAAACUAGGGCUUGACCUUGCGAAUAUUGUCAGCCUGGAGCCUGCAGGAUCCAGAUGCUCUUCUCCCUCCAGUAUCAGCAGCAAUGACUCUUUUGAACAGAGUAUACAGGCAGAGAUUGAAAGGUUCUUACAGGAGAAGAGGAAUAGGGAGACUGGCAGCAACAGCGGUCCCAAGAGCCAGGCUGCUUCUGUGGGGAGGACCGAGCAGAAAGAAAAUCUGGUGAAGGUGGGACAGAAGAAGAGAAAGAGGUGCAUCAAAUCCAGUGCAGGGAACCAAGCCCGUCCUGUUCAACAGCCAGUAAUCAACACAAACUCUGAGGUGGGCAACGCUAAAUCAAGUCAGCUUGGGAAGUUGGGGACUGUCUGCAGCACAGAGAAAGGCAGUGAAGGGAAUCCCAAGGGUAAUAAAAAUGUGGCUAACAGGAAAAAGCCAAGAUCACGUCAUCGCUUUAAGGAACUCCACAAGAGCAGCAAUACCCAGUGGGACCUCAGUGCUGAAUUCACUGAGUCAAGGGCAAAUCCCGUUACUGCACGAGUAGAAUUGUCUGAUUCUAGCAGUGAUGAUGGGAUUGAAGAAGCCAUUCAACUUUACCAAUUAGAACAAAAGAAAGGGAAAGCCAAAGACGUAGCCUUUGUCCUUGGCUUGUUGCCUCACAAGUCCCCCGGCUCUCAAAAAUAUACUGAUAUCUCUUCUUGUAAGAGAAGCAUAGAGAAAGAAAUACCACAGACAGCUGUGAGCAAGAGAAACUAUGCUCCGAAGCCUGGACAAUUUUGUCCUGCCAAUCUUUCUGAUACUGACACAAGUGACAGCGAUGACUGUAUAACACAAACCGAGAGAAAUACCACCGACUCCAGGCUUGGUUGGAAAAAAAGGUUUCAGUCGGAGACUCUGUCAGUAUCUUCCCCAAAACAGGAAAGGUUUCUUAUGACCAAAGUGCAGCCAUCUGCAGACAGUAUAUUAGCUGGUGCUCCUUCAGAAAAGGGAGAGUAUGCAGGCAAAAGCAAGACAAGCAGUGAAUACACUAAUGUUGCCUCCAAGCAGGUCACGGUUUCUUCAGACAGUGAAAGUAGUUCUGCAGACAGCAGCGACAGCAUUGAAAAAGAAAUUCAAAAUUACUUGGCUCUCAAAGCAAGCCAAAGCAGUCAGAAAUCCAACAAAGUCGGGGCUGUGAGUGAACUGGACAGAACCUCCCAAGAAUCAAAGAGCGAAGACAGUCUGAAUGCCUUUCCGUCUUUGUUUAUUUCUUUGUCUUCAUCUUCAUCUCAGACAUCAAUGUCACAAAACAAAAGACUGAAGAAUAACGUCAGCUCUGAUCAUGAACUUGAAAAGGAGAAACUGAGAGAAAGUCAACCACAAGAGUCCAGUGGGGAAGCUCUUGUAUUCACUAACAGUACAACUGUCACCUCCAAGAUUAAUCUUAAAGGUAGCUUAUCAGAGCAAGACAUACCUGACGUAAGUAAUUGCAUGACUUUCAAUCAAGACCAAGAGAAAUUAUCUCCCAAGGAUUGGGUUGGAGAGAAACAGUCCGCUGUCCAUGACUCUUGGCAGACAGAUGAGAAGAGUAGCUCACUAGAUAGUGAUGAGGACCUCGAUACAGCUACAAAGGAUCUCUUGCAAACCAGAAAGAAACUGGGAAAAAGGUCAAGGGAAAUGAAGAACCGGUGCAAGAAACGAGUGCGGUUUACAGGUGCAGAGGUUCUUACUUACUCUGAGCAAAGCACGGGAAUCGGUGACCAAACUCUCAGGACUGCUGGAGAAGGCCUCGCUGCUAGCCACGGCCCCUUAAAAAGCUGCUUAUCGAAAAGUAACAAGAGCACUUGUAGACGUUAUUUAGACUUUAAAAAUAAAGGGAACAAGAAGCCAGAAGAGCAGUCAGAAGGUGAGAGCAACAGCAAAAUGACCAGUAUCAGAAAUCUCAAGGUUGGUUUGUCGUGUGGUGCUGCGUUCCGCACAGCUGAUGGGCCGACUUGGCAAAAUGUAACAACUGAGAACAGCAGUUCCGCAGAUAGUGAUGAUGGAAUUGAACAAGAAAUUCUUAAAUUCCUCGCUGAAAAGGCACGAAUGAAUAGCAGGUUGAACGAGCAUUCAAAUGAUGCAAACACAGUGCAGGUAUUUAAAAAACAAGGGGAAGACAGCAAAUGGUCGGAAAUGGCAGGCCCAGGCAGAGCACUGUCUGCCCUUCCACAACAAGCUGAGGGAUCUCACAGGGUUAAUAUGAAGUGGCCAUGUCACCUGGAAGAUGAGCCCACAGCUGGGUAUUUACAGAGAGAUAUGGAAAGGGCCGGGUCUGAAUGCAAGACCAAUGUGAACCAGCAGGAUUUGCUUCAGAACAUUGAUGGUAUCUGCAGUGUACAGUGCCAGAGUGAAGACAGACAAGUCUUAGGAGAAAAACCAGCAACUUUCAAGAUGGAGACUAAGGCUGGAAUUGUUCUGGGAAAUUUGCAAGUUGGCAGCAUAGACUGCUCAGGGAAAGGAGACUGGCAUGGUGAUGUCCUUCAGGACAGAAAGGUUAACACUAGCCCAGAGAAUAUUAAGGGGGAAACAACACAGUCCUUACCUUGUGAGCAAAGUGUGCCAUACGUCAACUCCAAAUUGUUGCAAACAGGACAGCAUAAACAACAGGCUGUCCAAAUCAAAUCUUCCAAGCAAACUCUAAACAAGUUGUGGAACAUCUUUCAGACUGACCCUCUCCAUGAGACUGUGUCAGCGAACGAGGCGAAUGGAACCUGUAGAAGGGGACAGCAUUCCAGAGACAAUCAGUCAGAUCUUGAUCGUGGUACAGACCAAAGCUCACAAGCUGUAGUUAACACCCUCCUCCGUGUAGGCUGGGCAGGUAGUGCUACAAUGAAGAGUGAGAAAGAUAAAAAUCAAGGUCAACCUUUAGCAUCUCCGAUACCAUCAGUAAGUGUUGGUGUUCAGUGCAGUGAAAUGAGCAGGCUGCCUAGUGUUGCAGGGCGAGAGCAAAGUGACCAUAAUUAUCAGAGUGGAGUGAAGAGUGAGGAGGGGGAGCAGAGUGAUGCAAUACUCACACGCACUAACUGUGAGACUCAGCGUCUCUACAAAAUGUCAGGAGCAUCCAGCUGUUUGCCAAUUGCUGAACCUACCGUAGUCUCAACCCACAAAGAAAGCAGCAGUGUAGAACAGAGAGUCGACAGUGUAGGAGCAGUGAGUGUGACAGUAACACUGAUUGCUGAGGAAGCUUCUAAAGGGGAGGCCAGCAGCAAGUGCAAGAGUGGAGGGACUGGGGUUACUCUCCUCAGCGCUCAGUGCCAGCCACUGAGCCAGACUUUGUCAGGAUCUAAGAUUGAGGAACGAAACGACCGGGGCUCAGGAACAGAGGAGACAGCACAGGGGAGCAGUCCUGAAGCCUUUUACGACAAAGCAAGCCAUCAUUCAGAUGAUGACAGUAGAGUCGACACUGACAGGUCAGGACUGCAGAGACAGGGUGCUGAGGUGUGAGUAUGUUGUACAGUGGCUCAUCUCUAAAUUAUUUACAUUACAGUCACGAUGUUCAGUCUAGAUUUCAUUGUGGGACAGGAAGGUUAUCCUAGACAAACCACUGGAUUAAAUCAAUGUUGUUGAAGGUAUAUCCUUUACACUCUGUUCAAAGUAAUUAGAUUGAUUAAGAAUACAGCUCUUUAGUUAAACAAAUUUCUUGUCAAUGCUAUAAGACCCUCCCCUCACCCACCCAGUGAAAUGGAGUGGGGGUAGGCACCUUGUCUAGCUCCCAGCUCAAUCUCUGCAUUUGCACCUUCCCAUCCCCAUCCCCAUCCCUGUUGUCCCAUGCCAGUCAUUGAGACCACUGCAGGAUGUACUCAAGUUCCAUUCAGUGACGUUACUGAAACAGCCUGGCAUGAGUUCAGCACUUUGUGAAGACCUGGAGGGGAUUGUUUCCUUACCUGUGAUGAGCUAACUGCUCAGAGCCAGGGAUGUACCAGCCACCCGCGCAUCACUGAGAGUAUCAGAGCAGAGAGACUAGCCCCAGUCAAUGCUGCUGCUCUGGUACAGGGACAGAGUAGGGCGCUCUCCUCCUGUGGUUGAGAGGCAAUUACUAUAGGCUCACAGGUGAAUGACAUCAGUACUUCACCCAACUGACUGUGAAAAAAUAAGACUAGACAAGAAGAAAAUAUAAUGUAGAGAAUGCAGAACUAAAACUUUCCUUUGAGAUGACAAAAGGGUCAUAUAUCUUGAAUGGAAAUUAGACCCUUGAGUUUUUUCAAAUUUCCUUGCACAUAGGUAGCUGACAACACCUUCUAUGUGCAAGCUUUCAUUAAUACCUGGUGUCACACGAGGUGCUUCGCUUUGAAACUGGCAGCAUGUGACUCAGGACCCUGUGAGGGGGAGUGCUGUAUGUACAGAUCCUGCAAAGGGGCAUUAAUUUUAUGUGUGUUUGUGUGUCAGUGUGUCUGUGUAUGCAGGCACCUGGGGUGAUUACAAAUAUUGAUGUUGGGAAAUCAGGUAUUUCUGUUUUCUGCUCUGAGACUAUGGUGUGAGUGCUGAACACUCCUAGGUCAGACAUGGAGUAAAGCCCCAUCUGCUCUCCUCCAACAAUGUGCCUUAAUUCCCUAAGCACUCCACACCCUGCUGUACACAAGUGUGAUAGCUUGUCAUUUCUUGUGCACCAGCCAUCUCUUGUAGACACUCGGGGCUGAGAUUGCUGAUUCUUGUGUCAGACUGUGGGCAUUCAGUGGCUGGAACCUAUUUGCCCUCAGUAUGGCCAUCUGCAUCAGUCUGAAUGUGAAUACCUGUGCCCAAGGUGAGAAUGUCUCUUCCACACCAAUUGCUGUAGGAUAGGAGCCUACAUUCUCAUUGAAAAUAUUCAUUGGAUCAUGUGUUCUAAUUCAGUUAUUGAAUACGGAGCCCGAGAACUCUGAUCAUUUUUAUUCCAGUUAUCUGUGUUAUUUUGAAUGUGUUUUUUUUUUGAAGAAUUUUAUUUCCAAAAGAGACCACCUUUACACUGAGCUAUUCGGCAAUGUCAGCAUUGGUGAGCAAUCCCGGAUUCAGGAGUAACUUCAUUGUAAAGAAAAGCAGUCCCCACAAGUUUACAUGACCUGAGGAUGAUGAUUUGCUUUUGGCCAACUGCAGGAACUCGUAUUACCACAAGCUCAGUCUGUAAAGAUUUGAUAUCUAAACGUUAUGGCAGAUGUUUUCAAAAUGUAGUGGGAAACACUUUUGACACCAAAAUAAAUCCUUGUUCUUCCCUUAACUUUCACUGACUUAGCAAAUCUCAGGCAAGGGUAGGCACUACUGGUUGUGGUUUGCCUUAGGGUUGGAGGGGGAGGCAUCUGAAUACCAUUUAAAGGGUAAGAUUGGCUCAGCUAUGAUGCCCUCAAUUACCCUAUGGCCUGUGACAUAUAAACAGAGUGAGGUAUUGUGGGGUAAUCAACACAUAGAAAAAUACUGCAGGAAUGGAGGGAAGAGGAGUAAAGCAAGUUUUGAUUUUAUAGAAAGCCAAUGUUGGUUCAGGAUAUAUAUAUAUUAUAUGCAGACAAAUAAGCACUGGAAGCAAAAUCUGUAUUUUCUCCGAAUUUGAUAUUGAAAUGCGAAAUUUGUACAGAUGAUUCAUACUCCAAGAGUAUAGGCUUGCAUUGAAUUUAAUGAGUUUUCUUAAUUUUUUUAGCUCCUCAUAUAUGUGAUGUCAAACAUCAUUAUUCUGCAAAAUCCCACUGAGCAAUCCAUAAUUGGGUUUAAAUGUGCAGGUUCCAACCUUCUCUCCAAUUCUGUCACAGCAUCACCACAGAGAUUCAAUCAGGAAGACUAACAAGUAAUAUUCCAUUAAGAAAACACCUUCUCACAUUAGAAUCUGUGAAAGUGUUGUUCACAGUGGAUUUUAUAAAAAGUGUGAAUUAGCCUGAUGCAAGUAACUUGUGGAAGAUUUAUGCUGUGCUGACUCUAUCUACCCAAACGACAGUAGAAUGCAUCAGUAGAGUUCUAACUGACUGAGUCUGGGGAGUGUGUAUUUUGGUUUACAUUUCUUUGUGACGUAUCGAGAGAUACAUCCAACGACUCAUCCACAACUCCAGAAAUAGCAACCCAUUCCCUAGGAGCAGCCUGACCAGACUGGAAACUAUAUCUUUCAAAACAGUGCUGUGGCUUUCCAUUCAUUUUACAGCAGCAUAAGUGAUGUGCCAGGAAGGUGAACAAUAGCAGAGAGGUGACAGAUAGAAAUCUGGCAGGCCUCUUGGGCCUUCACAGGAACCUCACUGAUCCAGAGUUUGAUGGCCUUUGGACUGGACUGGAAUUCCAAUGGUUUUAGUACAAUUCCAGGUGUUGGGGUAAAGAUGUGUUCCAAGAUCUGUUCAGCAAUGCUCAUGGAUUGUUUAAAGUGGGAUUUUCUUCCCCGUCAUUGAUCAUUCUGAAUAAGCCCUGAUGACAGCACUGAUAUUGGAUAUUCUUCAUCAUUAGAAAAUAACUUGUUCCUGUUUCUAUUUUACAUCACUUUGCAUUUUUAGUGUAUAUGUCGCCAAAUGCUGUCUUGUGAAAUUUGCUUCUGAUGUUGAAAGUGCUCCUCAGUUUUUGCCUGAGGGGUAUUGAUGCACAUACUUUUUAACAAAUUUGUGAAACUUAUUUAAAUUAAACAGCUCCACAUCUUCAUGACAUUUAUCUAAUAAAUAACAGACCAGUA
Messenger RNA from Rhincodon typus (whale shark), 7360 nucleotides. It is a transcript of the gene ppp1r26, whose product is annotated as protein phosphatase 1, regulatory subunit 26. Lineage: Eukaryota; Metazoa; Chordata; Chondrichthyes; Orectolobiformes; Rhincodontidae. Gene Ontology annotation, biological process: negative regulation of phosphatase activity. Bases 160 to 4194 code for a protein of 1344 amino acids. The record is from RefSeq and is a predicted model, not a curated record. Gene Ontology annotation, molecular function: protein phosphatase inhibitor activity. The transcript has 2 exons.